Yarrowia lipolytica CLIB122 is the source of this 3336-nucleotide messenger RNA. RefSeq lists its product as uncharacterized. Gene Ontology annotation, cellular component: catalytic step 2 spliceosome; intracellular anatomical structure. The record is from RefSeq and is a predicted model, not a curated record. Gene Ontology annotation, molecular function: ATP binding; ATP hydrolysis activity; RNA binding. Gene Ontology annotation, biological process: spliceosomal complex disassembly. Lineage: Eukaryota; Fungi; Ascomycota; Dipodascomycetes; Dipodascales.
AUGGAUGAGCUAGAGCAGCUCGAAAUCAUCGCCCUGGUUUCAACUCUAACCCAGGAAAUCAAUAAUUACACCGGCAUUAAUGACAAGACGCUAGCUGAAUUUGUUCUGGGUAUGUACGAGGAAUCCAAGGGAGACAGAGAUGAUUUUGCAACUAAACUAAAAGCUGUUGGUGGCGAUUUCCCAGACUCGUUUGUGGAUCGUAUGCGCCAGCUUAUCAGUGAUCUGCAUCCGAAAUACAGAGGCAACUCCAUGCCUGCCCCCGUCAAGGAGGAGCCCACAGUGAAGAAGGAGGAACCUUCUGAGAAGCUGUCUGUUCUGACCAUGAAGGAUACAGCCCCUAUCAAGAGCGAUAUGGGACCUGAGGAGGUCACCAAACCAAGGAAUGAAGAGCGAGACAGGGAGUACAGAGAUAGAUCAGAUCGUCGAGACCGUUCGAAACGACGAAGUCUGAGUCCAGAUCAAGGAGAGCUUGACUUGGAACCCAUUAUCAACAAGGUAUACAAGGGACGUGUCAAGAACCUGACUUCUUUCGGUGCAUUCGUGACUCUGUCUGGGUUGAAAAACAAAACCGACGGUCUGGUACACGUCUCUGUGUUGGCAGCGAAUCGGGUGGAUCAUCCCUCAGACGUGGUCAGUGUGGGAGACGUUGUAUACGUCAAGGUGUGCAAGAUUGAUGGAAGGAAAAUCGGCCUGUCUCUCAAUGACGUUGAUCAACAGACAGGGCAGGUAAUGGAGCGUGUCGAGCGUUCAAGAGGUAGAGAUGGAGGAAGUGAAGAAAGGGGACGAAGAUACCAGAAACAGGAUGAACAACCAGUCAAGAAACGAACUCGUCUCACUUCUCCUGAGAGAUGGGAGAUUCGUCAGCUGAUUGCAUCGGGUGUGGUUAAUGCAGCAGACUACCCUGAUCUGGACGAGGAUAUUGAGUCGCUACAACAAGAAGCUACGGUUGGAGUGGAGGAGGAUGUUGAGAUUGAAGUCAAAGAAAUCGAACCGCCCUUUCUUGCUGGACAAACCUUCCAAAGCUUGGAAUUGUCACCUGUGCGUGUGGUUAAGGCGCCAGAUGGAUCUCUCAAUAGAGCUGCCAUCAACAGUGCAGUGAGUGCAAAGGAGCGAAGAGAGAAGAAACAGAAAGAGAAGGCCGAGGAUCUGCUUAGUCAGGAUGCUGCAUCUGAGACUCGUGAUAGCAGAAACUCUCUCGAUGUCGCGUCAGAUCCUCUUGCCCACCACAAGUAUGGAGCUGCAGAUCCGGAAUGGAAGCAAGCCACUAUUGGUACAAAAAAUACAGCAUAUGGCAACCGACAGCGAGAUAGCAUGUCUAUUGCCGAAGUUCGAAGGUCUCUUCCUGUCUAUGAGUUCAGACAGGACCUGAUUAAUGCCAUUCGAGAUAACCAGAUCAUCAUUGUGGUUGGAGAAACAGGAUCCGGAAAGACCACACAAAUCACCCAGUACCUCUAUGAAGCCGGUUUCGCCAAAAACAAGCGAAUUGGAUGUACUCAGCCCCGUCGAGUUGCAGCUGUUUCUGUUGCAAAGCGUGUUGCUGAAGAGGUGGGGUGUAAGGUAGGAAAGGAAGUUGGAUACCUGAUCCGAUUUGAAGAUUGGACGUGCCCCCAGACAAAGAUCAAGUAUAUGACGGAUGGUAUGCUUCAGCGAGAGGCUCUAGUUGACCCUGAUAUGGACCAGUACAGCGUUCUGAUGUUGGAUGAGGCCCAUGAACGUACUAUUGCGACAGAUAUUUUGUUUGCACUGCUCAAGAAGGCAGCAAAGCGGCGUCCCGACCUCAGACUAGUCAUCACUUCUGCCACUCUUAAUGCAGAGAAAUUUUCUUCGUAUUUUGAUGGAGCACCUAUCAUCACUAUCCCUGGAAGAACGUUCCCUGUUGAGGAGCACUUUGCCAAGGAGCCUGAAGCCGACUACCUGGAGGCCGCUAUUGAUACUGUGAUGGAUAUUCACGUGACCCAAGACCCUGGAGACAUUCUUGUCUUCCUUACUGGCCAAGAAGAGAUUGACAGUGCAUGUGAGAUUCUCUAUGAACGAUCCAAGAAGAUUGAGUCUGUCGCUGGCCCGUUGAUCAUUCUGCCAGUGUACUCGUCACUUCCCUCCGAAAUGCAGUCUCGUAUCUUCGAUCCUGCUCCACCUGGAUCUCGAAAGGUUGUUCUUGCUACAAAUAUCGCCGAAACCUCCAUUACCAUCGAUGGAGUCUACUAUGUGGUUGAUCCUGGGUUCGUCAAGAUUAACGCUUACGACUCAAAACUGGGCAUGGACUCUCUUCAGAUUGCACCCAUUUCCCAAGCUCAGGCUACCCAGAGAGCUGGUCGAGCUGGUCGAACAGGUCCCGGUAAGUGCUACAGAUUGUACACUGAGAACUCGUUCCACAAUGAGAUGCUUACCAACACUGUCCCUGAGAUUCAGAGACAGAACCUGAGUCACACUAUUCUCAUGUUGAAGGCCAUGGGUAUCAACGAUCUGUUGAAUUUCGACUUUAUGGACCCUCCUCCUCACAACACGCUGCUGUCUGCUCUCAACGAUCUCCACCAUCUUUCCGCUAUUGACGGAGAAGGUCUGCUGACUAAGUUGGGUCGAAACAUGGCCGACUUUCCUAUGGAGCCUGCCAUGGCGAAGGUUUUACUCAACUCUGUUGAUCACAACUGUGCUGAGGAGAUUCUGACCAUUGUGGCUAUGCUUUCUGUUCAGAGUGUCUUCUUCCGGCCCAAGAACAUGGCCGAAAAGGCUGAUGCUAAGCGGAAGAAGUUCAUGGACCCCACAGGUGACCAUCUGACGAUGCUCAAUGUCUACAAUGCAUGGAAACGAAACAACUGCUCCAAAAUGUGGACCAAUGAGAACUUCAUUCAAGACAGAUCCAUGCGAAGAGCGCAGGAUGUCCGUAACCAACUGGUGUCAAUCAUGGGACGAUACAAGCACCGAAUUUCAUCAUGUGGAGCGUCUACUGAUAUCGUUCGCAAGGUUCUAUGUUCGGGAUACUUCAAGAAUUCUGCCGAGAAAGAUCCCCAGCAGGGCUACAAGACGCUUAUUGAACGAACACCUGUUUUUAUGCAUCCCUCUUCUGCGCUCUUUUCUAAACCUUCUCAGUAUGUCAUCUAUCAUACUCUAUUGUUGACUUCCAAGGAGUAUAUGCAUUGUGUGACUUCUAUUGACGCCAAGUGGCUGCCCUGGGCUGCUCCCACAUUCUUCAGCUUUGCAGACACUAGCAAGCUAUCCAAAGAGAAAAAGUCCAAGAAGAUUGUGCCCCUUUAUGAUCGGUACGCUCAGGAUCAGGAUUCUUGGAGACUGUCUUCCGCCCGAAGAAUGCCAGAGAAGGAUGCGAACAUUUUCGGUUAG